This is a messenger RNA of Blumeria graminis f. sp. triticale, 1224 nucleotides long. NCBI's taxonomy places the organism in Eukaryota, Fungi, Ascomycota, Leotiomycetes, Helotiales, Erysiphaceae. The record is from the annotation of a GenBank genome assembly.
AUGAGAAGGAAAUCUCUAUUGACUAUAUUAGGGAUUAUAAUCAACUUUUACGUCUUCUGUUUAGCUACCCCAGAUCUUCAAAGGCUUUUCUAUUGUGAUAAGAAGAUAAUCGAUUUCAAAGCAGUGGAGAGAGCAAAGCGUCACGCCUGCAACGGUCUUAGUGGUUCAUACUGGUGGAGCAAAUUCCCAGCUACGUUGAGUGGUUCGGAAAUAUUUCGUAUAGAUGAUGCUAUUCUCUUUGUGUGGCCACUGAAUUUGGGGAGUAAUCAUGAAUUUAACGAAGGUGGUGCCGCAACUGAACGGGUCGUUAUAGAUUCGCAGUGCAAUUUCAUUGGCCUUAUCAAGAGAAUUGACGAAACCUAUCAGAGGUGCAUCCAACCUGUAGAUCCUAAUUACAGACCAACUCAUUUACCAAUGUUUCCUAUGGAAGACCAACCUAAGCAAUACGGGUACAAAUGUAGCAAUGAAAUAAUACCUGAAACCGAUUUGAAACGUACCUAUGAUUACAUCUACAAUCAUUGGUCAAAGCUACAAAAUUCAGGACAAGAACCAUCCGGGAAUCUUCAAGGACAAACCACAGAGAGCAGUAGAUAUGAAAAAUUUUGGACAUGGCCUAUUCGAAUCAAAAAGCGAGAGUCGAAAUCUCCGAAUUAUCCACCGGAUCGAUUCCGCGCUGCAAUAAGCCAACUUGACAAGUCACUCGCUUUGAUAUACAAAGAUGAGGACCGUUGGAAAAAAUGUGAUGGUAUUUACUAUUUGGACCCAGAACCACCUAGACUGUCAGAAGACACUAAAACCUCUGUUGGUGAGACUAUUUACGAAGGUAUCAGCGCAUUCAGGUGCGGCAAUGAUAACUUCUCGGCAACUACAGUGAAUAGCCACAUUCAAGCAGGUUGCAAUCGAGUAAGAAGUCUGGUCAAUCCAAGAGGCAUUAAUACAUAUGAGUUUCCCAGAUCACCUGAAAAUAUUCAAUACAAAUCAAAACCAGUAUGGCACUGGCCUCUCAGACGAUUUGAAACCAAUGAUAGAUCAUCAAAACAUAUAAAUCACUAUUCGGUCCGCCUCGGCAGUGAUUGUGAAUUUCUGGGUGUCUAUCAUCUCAUGGGCGAAGCGUAUAGACCAUGUGAAAAGCAAAGAGAUACUAUUCCAGCGCCAGAAUUGCAAUCCAAGGAUUUUGAUACACGGUUAUCAUCCAAGAGGCGAAAAUUUGCCGACAUGCCCUAA